CCCCCGCCGUGGAGCGGCAUGGGAACUUGGCACCCCCCCUCGGGCAGGCCAGCCCCAUCACCUCGGACGAGGAGUACCUGAGCCCCCUGGAAGAGUUCCCUGAGUCCGGCACCCCCCAGCACCGACCAGCCAUGAAGCUGCAGCCUAGAGCCGAGCAUGGGGCUGCCCACGGCUCCCCAGAGAGCACCUUCAAGGCUGCACCCACUUUUGAGGUGGCCCUGUCGGACCAGUCGGUGUUGGAGGGGCAGGAUGUCAGCAUGAGUGUCCGUGUCCGUGGGGAGCCCAAGCCCAUCAUUUACUGGGUGGGAAACGGCCAGCCGGUGAAGUAUGGCCGCCGGCACCACGCAGAGGAGGCAGAGGGGGCACGGGGGCUCUUCACGCUGCAUAUCCUGGCGGUGGAGCGUACCGACACUGGCUUCUACACCUGCAAGGCCGUCAACGAGUACGGCACCAAGCAGUGUGAGGGCAAGCUGGAGGUCAGAG
Molecule: messenger RNA, 483 nt
Organism: Phaethon lepturus (White-tailed tropicbird)
Lineage: Eukaryota; Metazoa; Chordata; Aves; Phaethontiformes; Phaethontidae
Product: striated muscle-specific serine/threonine-protein kinase-like
Exons: 3
Source: RefSeq, a predicted model, not a curated record